CACCCCUUGGUUCCCCAAAGGGAUACACCUGUCCCACAACACCACAGCAAACAUCAGGAUUCUGUGUGCAGUCAGUCACUUGCCUCUCCACCUCAAGUCAAGUGGUCCUCACAGGCCAGGCCUCCCGACUCACUGCAUUUGUGUCGAGAGCCCUUAAGCCGAAUCCACAGGUCCUCUUCUACUCUAAGGCUGCGAUCACAAACAACCCCUGGCCCAGAGGAGAGCGCUUCACAAAAGGUGGACCAGGGCCCCCAACCAACCCUGGUAGUGGUGUUGGAAGACAUUACUAGUCCCAGACUCCAGGCUGAGAGCUACGCCAGUGACAGCCCCAGCCUCUUCUCUGCACAAAGCACCUCCAGAAGCCCUAAGGGACAAAGGAAGUGCUGGCCUAGGUGGGAUCUGGACUCCGAAGCUCCCCCAUCGCCCCUCCAUCCCAGAGCUGAGCCCGUGACAAUGGCUCACCAGCUCCCACCUACACUCGGAGACUCUCAGCCUCCAUUCCAGCCAUCUAUCCUGCCUGCGGACCCUCCACAGAGCCCACUACCAGCCCCAGAUCCUGUUCUGGAGCGCCCAUCGACCCCACCACCGUCCAGCCUCUUACGCCCUCGCCUCAGUCCCUGGAGUUUGGCCCCCCUUUUCCGUUCCGUCCGCUCUAAGCUGGAGAGCUUCACUGAUAUCUUCCUCACACCCAACAAAAUCCCAAAGCCCCCACCCCCAUCACCCCCCAUGAAGCUAGAGUUGAAGAUUGCCAUCUCUGAGGCCGAGCAGUCCAAGGCUACCAAGGAAACUGCAACUGUCAGCCCCCGGCCCCCAAUCCACCAAUGGCGAACUCAGGGCUGUAGUACCCCAGCACCUUCCCCUAAGCUCUCUCUAGGCCGAAGCCACUCCUGCCCUGAUUUGGGGCCUGCUGGCCCAGUCAGCUACACCUGGCCCCCUGCUCCACCCCAGCCAAGCCAGCCAAGGCCUCGGCGACACACUGUGGGUGGUGGGGAAAUGGCCCGAGCCCCGCCACCACCCCGACCCUGUCUCCGGAAAGAGGUCUUCCCUCUUGGAGGAGUGGGAGCCUCUCCUCUCACCACAUCUUGUUCGUCCACUGCAUCCACUUCUUCCUUCUCUGAACCAGCAGAACCCAGGUUGGGUUCAACCAAGGGGAAGGAAACAAGAGCCUCCAAGGACCAGGUGCUUUCAGAACCAGAGACCAAG
Molecule: messenger RNA, 1203 nt
Organism: Dipodomys ordii (Ord's kangaroo rat)
Lineage: Eukaryota; Metazoa; Chordata; Mammalia; Rodentia; Heteromyidae
Product: proline-rich protein 14-like
Exons: 6
Cellular component (GO): nucleoplasm
Source: RefSeq, a predicted model, not a curated record